This is a messenger RNA of Solanum tuberosum (potato), 2719 nucleotides long. RefSeq names its product pentatricopeptide repeat-containing protein At1g08070, chloroplastic-like. Lineage: Eukaryota; Viridiplantae; Streptophyta; Magnoliopsida; Solanales; Solanaceae. Bases 592 to 2502 code for a protein of 636 amino acids. Gene Ontology annotation, molecular function: zinc ion binding; protein binding; RNA binding. The transcript has a single exon. Gene Ontology annotation, biological process: RNA modification. The record is from RefSeq and is a predicted model, not a curated record.
UUCCGUUGGUUUUGUGGACAGACUUGAUUCGUUAAGAAUGAUGGUGGAUGAUAUGUUUGAGUAGGGGUGUCAAAUUGGUGUGUUGAAUUUUGGCGUGCCAAAAUGAUGUGGUUAUAGGCUUAAAAUUCAUACUCCACUUGUCAGUUUAGGCCACAACCUAUAAUUUAAUAGGAGGUUGGGUUUAACAUAAGCAAUUGUUGAGUUUAAAUUUAUGAUAUGUGGAUUUGGAAGGUCCUUUGCAAUGGUCCGGCUGUCCAUAUUGGAACAAGGUAGGAAGUUAAAUUGUGGAUGGGGUUGUUUAAUGCUACCUCUGAAUAGGCCUCUAUUCAACAUGGAUUAGAAUUAGUUGGGUUUCAGUACAAAACAGAUGGGAAACGAAAACAAACAGAAAGAAUUCAGAUUGUUGGAAAUAUAGAUGAGUAUUAGUUUUGAUUCAGUUGGAAAUGAAACUAGUCAUUUUGGUUCUGAGAAGUGAUCUUAGAAACCAAUCGUGUUGUGCUCCCUUUGUUUUAAUUUCAAUAUUUUACAGGGUAUAUAUGCAAUAAGAUUAAAGUAUAUUUUGAUACAUUUUACUGAGAGUUGUUUUUGUUCAUGUUCAUGAAUUCUCUGUAUUUACCACCCAAAAAGAGAUUUUCUUUCAAACAAUUAAAACAACUUGUUUUGCAACAAUUUCCCAGACACAAUAAUCCAUCUUCAUUAUUGAAUUCAAUGAUUCGUGUUUCCUUACAACAUGAAAAUUUCAAAGAAUUUUUGGAUUUGUACGAAGGGUUGAUCAGGAGUUGUGACACCAACUUCUUUCCAAACAGAGUCACCUUUUCUUUGAUUUUACGUUCUUGUGCUAAUCGAAAUGGAACCCAUUUAGGGAAAUCGUUUCAUUCCCAGAUUGUGAAAAUGGGUUUUGAAUUUGAUGUAAUUUUGCUAACUGGGUUGCUUGAUUUUUAUGCAAAAGUUGGGGAUUUAGGGUCUGCAAGGAAAGUGUUUGUCGAAAUGCCCGAGAGAGAUGUUAUUGCUACUAAUGCUAUGAUUUCAGCUUUCAGUAGGUAUGGUUGUGUUGAGGAGGCGAAACAGCUGUUUGAGAAUAUGUCUCAGAGGAAUUCGGCUUCUUGGAAUUCGUUAAUUACCUGCUACUGCAAAUCAAGUGAAGUUCAUAAUGCUCGAUUGAUCUUUGAUCGAAAUCCAAUGAAAGAUGUGGUUUCAUGGAAUGCAAUGAUUGAUGGAUAUUGUAAGUCGGAGCAAAUGGUCAAGGCGGAUGAAUUGUUUGUUGAGAUGGAGUUCAUGAAAAACGUUGUGACUUGGAAUACGAUGAUUGCAGGAUAUGUUCAAUGUGGCGAAUUUGUUAGAGCCAUAAAUUUGUUUCAACGUAUGCUAAGGGAAGAAGUAAAACCAACUGAGGUGACAAUGGUUAGCUUGCUUUCUGCUUGUGCCCAUUUAGGAGCUUUAGAUAUGGGUGAAUGGAUUCAUGGUUAUAUUAGAACGAAGAAAAUCAUGAUCGAUUUUAUCUUGGGUAACGCGCUUAUAGAUAUGUACUUCAAAUGUGGGAAUGUAGAAGCUGCUAUACAAGUCUUCCAUGGCUUGCAUGAUAGAAAUAUCUUUUGCUGGAAUUCCGUCAUCAUUGGACUAGGAAUGCAUGGGUAUGGGAAGGAAGCUGUAGAUGCUUUCAUUGCAAUGGAAAGAGAAGGGAUAAAACCAGACGGUGUGACUUUCGUAGGGCUUCUAUGUUCGUGUAGCCAUUCUGGAUUGGUUUCCGUUGGGAGAAGCUAUUUUUCAGAGAUGAAGAUCGUUUAUGGCAUUGAGCCCGGAAUUGAACAUUAUGGCUGCAUGAUCGACCUUUUAGGUCGAUCAGGAUGCCUUCAAGAAGCACUUGAACUUAUAAAGAGCAUGCCAAUGAAGCCCAAUGCAGUUGUCUGGGGUGGGCUGCUCCGAGCUUGUCACAAGCACAAGGAUGCAAAGCUAGGGGAGCAAGUGACCGAUAAUCUUCUAAGUUUGGAUCCACACGAUGGAGGAAACUACGUCUUCUUGUCCAACCUCUAUGCAUCUUUAAACCGAUGGACUGAAGUUGAUCAAUGUAGGAAGUUAAUGAUCAAGAGGGGUGUGCGUAAAACGCCUGGAUGCAGUUCAAUCGAGGUUGAAAACAUUGUAUAUGAAUUUGUAGCUGGAGAUACUUCACGCACUCAAAUUAACGUGUUCUUGGAUAAGAUUGUGAAGGAAGUACAGGCUCAUGGAUAUGAACCAGAUACAACUACGGUGCUACAUGACGUUGAGGAUGAAGAGAAGGAGAGUGUGGUUCGAUAUCACAGUGAGAGAAUUGCUGUUGCGUUUGGACUUAUGACGAUGCAACCCGGAAGGAUAAUUCGGGUUGUGAAGAAUCUCAGGACAUGUGAUGAUUGUCAUACAUUCAUGAAGUUCAUAUCAAAUGUCUAUAAAAGAGAGAUAAUAAUGAGGGACAGGAACAGGUUUCAUCAUUUUAGGAAUGGGUAUUGUUUUUGUAAUGACUACUGGUGAAAAUAGGCAAAAUCUAAAUGACAUCAUGUUAGUGCUCACCGGGUCUCGAGUCGGGAGUUAGGUCUCAGGAAGUUGGGAGUCGGGUUCCAGGUCGGAGUCAAGUCCCAAGUCCUUCAAUAGAUUCUACUCAAGAAUUGACCUUUUGAACUUUUAUGAAAGGCUCUCCAUAGUUGUGGGUAAACUGUCAAGGGUGGCUUAACAAAAUUGGUGGCUUAAA